This is a messenger RNA of Wickerhamiella sorbophila, 471 nucleotides long. RefSeq lists its product as hypothetical. The record is from RefSeq and is a predicted model, not a curated record. Bases 1 to 471 code for a protein of 156 amino acids. Lineage: Eukaryota; Fungi; Ascomycota; Dipodascomycetes; Dipodascales; Trichomonascaceae. The transcript has a single exon.
AUGACUUUGGCUCCUCGUCAAGAGGCGACAAGGAACGGCCUGACCGUACAACAGGCGCUGAAUCCAGCCAAUUACGAUGGAUGGUACGCAGCAAACGGGCGGUGGGUCAAUGGCUCUACGCUUCUGCGUGAUGUGCCGUACACAGAGUUCCGGGCCCGUUUACGCGGCGGCAAAGGUGGGUUCGGAGCCAUGCUGAAAAAAGAAGGCGAGCGGAUGAGCAAAAAGGCCGAGAAUGAGAGCUCGGACGCUUAUCGCAAUCUGAAUGGGCAAUGCGUGGGCACAAUCAACCAAGCACGAGCCAUAGCCAAGCAGCGAUCUGACGCCAAAAAGGCCAAACAGGACCAAAUAAGUCGCAAGCGGGCCAAGCUGAAAGCUGUCCUGAAUCCCAAGGUCGAUCUGAAAGUGGACACUCCCAAAUUUGUUAUUUCCAAACGCAAGCCCAAAAAGAAAGCGUUCAAUGACGUUCUUUAG